Molecule: messenger RNA, 2675 nt
Organism: Papilio machaon (common yellow swallowtail)
Lineage: Eukaryota; Metazoa; Arthropoda; Insecta; Lepidoptera; Papilionidae
Gene: snu
Product: ABC transporter G family member 23
Exons: 15
Coding region: 202-2505 (767 amino acids)
Biological process (GO): transmembrane transport
Cellular component (GO): ATP-binding cassette (ABC) transporter complex; membrane
Molecular function (GO): ABC-type transporter activity; ATP binding; ATP hydrolysis activity
Source: RefSeq, a predicted model, not a curated record
AAAGCAGCCAGUCUGUGCUCGACCGCCCGCCGGAUAACACGUAAUUACCGGCGGUGAAACACGCGCUUAAAUUAGAAAGUUCGUAAUUAUUAUUUUUUUAAUUUAUAAUAAUCCGAGUGCGCGAGUGUUAUUUGUGAUAAUUUGUCUGUGGCAGUGUGUAGGAAGUGACUGCAUGUUACAGGGAAGCUGACGAACAACGACAUGCUAAUAACAGAAACCUCGCCUCCGUCGCCGAUGGGCGACGAGAAGGAGUCCAAGAUGAGCCAGAUACAGUUCUCCCCACCACUAGACAAACAGGAAAGCACGGUAUGGCAGAAACGGCAGCAGGCUGUGUGCGUGCGGCACGCGUUCAAGCACUACGGCUCGAAUAAACGACCCAACCACGUCCUUAGUAACCUCAACAUGACCGUCGCUAAAGGCACCAUUUACGGACUGCUGGGCGCGUCGGGUUGCGGCAAGACCACACUGCUCUCCUGCAUCGUUGGCAGACGCAAGCUGAACAGCGGAGAGAUAUGGGUACUGGGAGGAAAGCCUGGUACUAAAGGUUCGGGAGUGCCAGGCAAGCGCGUAGGUUAUAUGCCUCAGGAGAUUGCACUAUAUGGAGAGUUCACCAUUAAGGAGACAAUGAUGUACUUCGGUUGGAUUUUCGGUAUGGAAACACGCGAGAUCUCUGAACGUCUUCGGUUCCUGUUAGACUUCCUAGAUUUGCCUAGCGAGAACCGCAUGGUUAAGAACUUGAGUGGUGGUCAACAGCGGCGUGUGUCAUUCGCGGUGGCAUUGAUGCACGACCCGGAGCUACUGAUCCUGGACGAACCGACUGUGGGCGUGGACCCGCUGUUGCGUCAGUCCAUCUGGACCCACCUCGUGCAAAUCACCAGCUCGGGUGACAAGACUGUGAUCAUCACAACCCAUUACAUAGAGGAGGCCCGGCAGGCGCAUUGUAUUGGUCUAAUGCGCAGCGGUCGACUACUCGCUGAGGAAUCCCCGCAAGCUCUUCUCACUAUGUACAGCUGUAUCUCACUUGAAGAUGUAUUCCUCAAGCUCUCUAGAAAACAGGGGCAAGCCAACCAAGUGGUGGAGCUGAAUGUGUCGGGAGGUGCGUUGGGUCUGAACAAGAUGGCAAAGCGCGAGGAGGCGCCGUACGCGGCGGAGGACGCGCAGGUCGUCGGCCUCAACUUCCAUCAGAGCAAGGAAGUGCUUAUUGUUGACAAUGGCGCCGGCUCUAACGGCGAUAUUCCCGGAAAAAUGACUGAAGUUGUGACGACUGAAUGCGAAGAGUGCGGCGACUGUUUAAAUUUGACAUCUCGUGGAAAGAUCAAGGCUCUGAUUCAGAAGAACUUCUUGCGCAUGUGGCGCAACAUCGGCGUGAUGCUGUUCAUCUUCGCGCUGCCUGUCAUGCAAGUUAUACUCUUCUGUCUGGCCAUCGGCCGCGACCCCAGCGGACUUAAGAUUGCGAUAGUAAACGACGACGUGAACGUAAUGGACGGCUACUGCCCGUACAACUCCUCGUGCUCCAUGAAGAACCUGUCCUGCCGCUACCUCGACCAUCUCAAGAACCAGUCCAUCAUCAAGCAGUACUACUUCGACGUGGAGUCUGCCAUACAAGCGGUCAAGGACGGCGACGCUUGGGGCGCCAUCUACUUCAACGAGAAUUAUACUGACGCUCUCGUGGCUAGACUUGCUCUAGCGGACACAGCAGACAACGACACUAUCGUAUCGUCGGAGGUUCAAGUGUGGCUGGACAUGUCCAACCAACAGAUCGGUCUCAUGCUCAACAGGGACAUACAGUUCUCAUACAGAGACUUCGCUAAGGACCUUCUUGAAACGUGUAACUACAACCCGAAAGUGGGCGACAUUCCGAUCGACUUCAAAGACCCAAUUUACGGAGACAUCAAUCCUUCAUUCACUGACUUCGUAGCACCCGGAGUUAUUCUCACUAUCGUAUUCUUCCUGGCGGUGGCUCUGACGUCGUCGGCGCUGAUCGUGGAGCGCAUGGAGGGUCUGCUGGACAGGUCCUGGGUGGCGGGAGUCUCUCCCGGGGAGAUCCUGUUCUCUCACGUGGUGACGCAGUUCGUGGUGAUGUGCGGACAGACCGCGCUCGUCCUCGUCUUCAUGAUCCUGGUCUUCGGCGUCAAGUGUAACGGGAACAUCGCUUAUGUUAUAAUGCUGACGUUGUUGCAAGGUCUUUGCGGCAUGUGCUUCGGUUUCGUGAUAUCAGCCGCGUGCGAGUUAGAAAGAAAUGCCAUACAACUGGCGCUCGGCUCUUUCUACCCCACGUUACUGCUGAGUGGUGUAAUUUGGCCGAUAGAGGGCAUGCCGUGGGCUUUGCGCUACAUCGCUCUAUGUCUCCCUCUCACUCUGGCCACCACCUCACUCCGCUCUGUGCUGACGCGAGGCUGGCCACUACAAGACCCCGAUGUCUACAUGGGCUUUGUGGCCACAUUAGCUUGGAUAGCUUUGUUCCUUGUUGUCACUCUCACCAUAUUGCGUUUCAAACGAGGAUAAAUUGUUUAGAAAGGAAUGGAAAAUUUGCUCAUUAGCGCGUAAUUUGAUUACCGUGACAUUUGUUCCACAUAUAUCUGUCUCUGACUCACAUUUUGUCUAUGUUAUACAUAGAGUAUGACGAUAUCAUUUUAUACUUUACUUUUGCAUAUUUUUGACAGCUGUAUUUGUAU